Molecule: messenger RNA, 644 nt
Organism: Paraglomus occultum
Lineage: Eukaryota; Fungi; Glomeromycota; Glomeromycetes; Paraglomerales; Paraglomeraceae
Source: the annotation of a GenBank genome assembly
AUGCAAAUCUUUGUCAAGACUCUUACCGGUAAAACUAUCACUCUGGAAGUCGAAUCUUCCGACAACAUCGAAAACGUAAAGCAAAAAAUACAAGACAAAGAAGGUAUUCCACCAGAACAGCAACGUCUAAUCUUUGCUGGCAAGCAACUCGAAGAUGGUCGCACCCUCGCCGACUAUAACAUCCAAAAAGAGUCUACGCUUCACCUUGUUCUUCGUCUGCGAGGCGGUAUGCAAAUCUUUGUGAAAACGUUGACCGGUAAAACCAUCACUCUCGAAGUGGAGAGUUCCGACACUAUUGACAACGUCAAGCAGAAAAUCCAAGAUAAAGAGGGUAUCCCUCCCGACCAGCAGAGACUGAUUUUUGCCGGCAAGCAGUUGGAGGACGGACGUACUUUGGCAGAUUAUAACAUUCAGAAGGAGUCGACGCUACAUUUGGUGUUGCGUUUGCGUGGUGGUGGGAAGGUGACCAAGUGUAAGUUUGGAGAGUGUAAGGAUAAGGUUACCAAGAUUGUCGGCCAUUGUCGAUAUUGUAAUUUGGACUUUUGCGGUAGACAUAGACUGCCUGAGGCACAUGCUUGCGUCAAUCUGACUAGUUGUAAGCAAGCAAGUUUCGAGAAGAACGCUGCCAAGCUGCGGAGCGAACA